Molecule: messenger RNA, 624 nt
Organism: Zygosaccharomyces rouxii
Lineage: Eukaryota; Fungi; Ascomycota; Saccharomycetes; Saccharomycetales; Saccharomycetaceae
Gene: OAZ1
Product: Oaz1p
Exons: 1
Coding region: 1-624 (207 amino acids)
Molecular function (GO): ornithine decarboxylase inhibitor activity
Source: RefSeq, a predicted model, not a curated record
AUGGAUUCCAGGACUGGUAUGCGUGACAUCGGUAAACCAGGUGGUAAUUUAGUUCAGCUUUACUGGGAUAUUAUCCUUCUAACAGAAUCUAAAUUCCUUUUACCUCAGUACAGACAACAGCAACAAUCUUUAAAGUCGUUUCAAAAAUAUGUUGUUGAUAAGAUGGGAGUUACACUGAAUAGGAUGGUUAAACCGGUUAAAGUUCCGUACUCCCGUACCGGGAACCUUAAUACCCCAUGGAGACAGCUCGGUAUAAAAUAUCUGAUGGUUUAUUUACCACUACAUUUUAAGGACGUUAUUUGGUGCAAAUGUGAUCAGUUCUGUUUCCAUGUAAUUUUACCUCAAAAUAAUGCAUCCUCAGCGCUACGACGAGGAAUAAGUAACGAUAAGGAAUGGUUAUUAUCGCUUCUGGAGUUAGGUGAUAAAUUGGGAAUGCAAUCUAUCAGGAUUUACAUCGGAAGAGAUGAUUUUAACGGAGUUUCCACUUUUCUAAGAAAUUUAAAUUGGAUUGGUGGUAGAUUAGUCCCCAAUGAAAACAGAGCUGGGCUCAUGGCACAGUAUUCCAGUGUUGACGAUUUAAUCUUUGGCGAUGAGAAUUACAUAAUAUUAGAAUUUGAAUGUUAA